GAACACACACACAGACACACUCACCCCUUAAUAGUAAAAAGCCAAAUCUCAAUCAAUAUUUUCCUAUUUUCUGUCUCAUCUCUUUACAAAAAAUUUCAAGCCUCCACGUGUCAUAGGGGUUAGGAUGGGUUUGGGUUUGGGUUUGGAUUUGGUUGAGUUAGGGGUUAAGAAAGAAAUGGGUCUAAAGAGGGUUUUUGUAAAAAGUAACCUACUAUAACCGGUAAACAUAACACUUUUACCGACUAAUCCGGUUAUGUGGUGUUAACAACGUAGCUAUAAAGGGUUUAAGGGUACUGUUUCAUGGGUAUUGGUGGGUUUUUGUGUCUUAAACUCUUCUAUCUACUAUUCUAUCUAUUCUUUUGUUUUCUUCCAUCUCAUCUCAAUCACAUAACAAUUAUUUCUUUUUUUCUUUUCUUUUCUUUUCUUUUCAUUUUAAAUAAAAAAUAAUCAAAAUUCAAGAACAAAGAACAAAAAAUAUAACUUGAGGAUUUUGUGUUUUCAGUUGCAAAUUCUGUUUAGAUCUUAGACAUUUUUUUCUCUGUCAGAAAAAAAUUGGUUACCUCGGAAUUUUCGUUACGUGAUCGCAAUUUGAUUCCUCGGAUCGUUGUUCGAAUGUUGUUUUUACAAGAGUGACGAAGAUCUCGUGUAUUGAUGCUUCUGAUUAUUUGAUGAGAGAUAUAUCUUUAAACUAUGGUGUUGAAGAAGAGGGUAAAUAAUGGAUUCACUGGCUUUCAAGUUCCGGUUAUUCCUAAAGCUCCUAGAUCUGCAAGAGGAAGGGGUGCAUUAAACAAAACGGUUGAGGAUGGUCAAGUUUGUGCUUUUGAAAUAUUGGCGUCGAUAGCUGGCAAGCUAUUGGAGGAAAGUGAAAGUUCUGCUUCUAGCAAUGCAUCCGAAGCAAAUAGCCAAGGUGUCAUUGUGCAAGAUCGACAAGAUGAAGGUAAACCAUCGAUGAUGGAGGGAAUUCAUCAAGGAACCUGUACAGAUAGUAUAUUUACAACUGACGUAGCCUCACAAAACCGUGAUCAGAAACCUCUUCUGCACGUGAAGUCCGAUUUUUCAUUGGAAAAAGUUGAAAUAGCUAAUGUGAAGACUGAAACGGUUGAAUCAUAUAAUAAAUAUGGAAGUUAUACUAAUAGAUUAGUAGAAGCACCUGAAAAUUUCAGGGAGUCUUGUAACAGGAAAAUUAAGAAAGGAUUCAGAUCCGAUAAAUGUGGUUUGAAAGAUCGGCUAGAAUUGUACAUGUCUCCUUCUCUGGCCGACUCAAAAACUAAUGUAAAAUAUCCACUUCAUAGGAAGCCUUUCCCCACCGAUUCCUUUGCCAAGCGUGGGAAUGGCAUUAAGAUAGAUUUUAGAGAUGAUGACGAAAACUUUUUAAGGUGCACAAAGGUUUGCACUAAGUCGAAGGCUUUUAGGUCUCCACGACGCAUGGCACACCGCAGAAUCAAGAAUCUGCUGUCUUCUAAAUACUGGAACGUUGCUCCAAAGUUGAAGGACUGUGAACUUUCUAGAUCUGAUCUCGAAGUACCUCUUUAUCGUAAGAGGAAGACUUGUAACAAUUCCGACAGAUCUCGCCACAGCACCAUUGUUAAGAGGAGGAAAUUCUUUGACCGGGUUUCUGGAGUAACUUCUGAUGGAGGAUUUAGCAGCGAGAGUGUGUCAAAUUCGCCUGAGAAAGGAAUGGAUGGACACAAGCCUAGCUCCUCUUCGAAACUGCAAGUAACCGAGGAUUCUCAUGUGAAAUUUCGCAUUAAGUCGUUUAAGAUACCAGAGCUUUACAUCGAGGUUCCCGAAACUGCAACUGUUGGUUCACUAAAGAGGACAGUCAUGGAGGCAGUUAUGGCUAUAAUUGGAGGCGGUAUGAAUGUCGGUGUUCUUCUUCAGGGAGAAGACAUUGGAGAUGACAAUAGAACACUUGAGCAGACUGGUUUAUCUUGCAAUGAGAAUCUGGAUGCCCUCAGUUUCAUGUUGGAGCCUAGUUCUCUACUAGCUUCUCUUCCUGUUUCUUGUGUUGGUGAUCCUUCUUCUCAAUGCGAAACAUCCGAACCUAUCAGGUCUCCGGAAACUCCUGCAUUAGAUUCAGGGAUAUCUGAUCCCGUGUGUGACAUCAAUUUGCCGACAAAUCAAGACACUCUAGUUGAAAAUAACCAUGACUCUACUUGUUCUCCCACUGACACCAUAGUUGACAAAAUAACACCAGAUCAUUCCAGAGCGAUUGUUGCUCUUCCGGCUAGUACCGAACCAUUAGCUAUGGUCCCUGUGAGUCAGAAAGUCAAGCGUUCCGAGUUUAUACAUCGUCGAACCAGGAGACCAUUCUCUGUAACUGAGGUAGAAGCACUUGUUCAUGCAGUUGAAGAACUUGGGACUGGAAGGUGGCGUGAUGUUAAGUUGCGAGCUUUUGAGAAUGCUGAUCAUAGAACUUAUGUAGAUUUAAAGGAUAAAUGGAAAACACUAGUGCACACUGCGAAAAUCUCCCCUCAACAAAGGAGAGGAGAGCCGGUACCUCAGGAGUUAUUGGACAGAGUUUUAGGAGCACAUGCUUACUGGUCUCAGAACCAAAUCAAGCAACAUGGAAAGCAUCAAGGUGGAACAGGAGCAACAUUGAAGAUUACAGAAACCUCAGCGGAAAGGGUGUCCAUUCAUGUGUAGAAAGAAAGGGACUUAUGUAUGUUGUUGAACAGUAAAAGAAGAAAACAAAACUUGUACAUUUUGAUUUAAUUUCAUGUAAUAUUCUCACAGCAAAUUCUUUGCCAACCGUUAAUUUCAUUUGGGUUGGUAUUUUGUAAAUGAUUUGAUGCAAUAAAGGUUACUCUAACAGGAACUUAUGCUGUUCUUUGAUUUUUAAUUUUUUUGUUAAUUCAUUUUUCAUUUGUAUGUAAUGUAACAAUUGUCUAAAGAAUAUGACACAAGAAAAAGAAAAAUUAUUUCCUUCUUAUA
Molecule: messenger RNA, 2934 nt
Organism: Trifolium pratense (red clover)
Lineage: Eukaryota; Viridiplantae; Streptophyta; Magnoliopsida; Fabales; Fabaceae
Product: telomere repeat-binding protein 4-like
Exons: 9
Coding region: 691-2646 (651 amino acids)
Source: RefSeq, a predicted model, not a curated record